Mesocricetus auratus (golden hamster) is the source of this 2752-nucleotide messenger RNA. It is a transcript of the gene Slc6a4, whose product is annotated as solute carrier family 6 member 4. Lineage: Eukaryota; Metazoa; Chordata; Mammalia; Rodentia; Cricetidae. Gene Ontology annotation, molecular function: serotonin binding; serotonin:sodium:chloride symporter activity. Gene Ontology annotation, biological process: sodium ion transmembrane transport; serotonin uptake. Gene Ontology annotation, cellular component: plasma membrane; neuron projection. The transcript has 14 exons. The coding region runs from base 201 to 2093 and encodes 630 amino acids. The record is from RefSeq and is a predicted model, not a curated record.
AAUAGCACGGCGGGCGGCGCCACUCCAGCGGCCGCGCCGGUGCCUCGAGGGCGCGAGGGUCGCGCCGCCUCCGCAGCCCCGGACCCGCCGCCGCGCCUCCCGCAGAGCUCUCAGUUUUAUCUCCGUAACACUGGGAGGAGAGUCAAACCAACUUUGGGUCCUUGGCAGAUGGGCAUCAGUAUCAUUUACUGACCAACAGGAUGGAGACCACACCCUUGAAUUCUCAGAAAGUGCUGUCAGCAUGCAAGGACAGAGAGGACUGUCAAGAAAAUGGUGUUCUACAGAAGGGUGUCCCCACUCCAGGGGACAGGGCAGAACCUGGCCAGAUAUCCAAUGGGUAUUCUGCAGUUCCCAGCACGAGUGCAGGAGAUGAAGCUACACACGCUAUCCCAGCAGCCACCACCACCCUGGUGGCUGAGAUUCGCCAAGGGGAGCGGGAGACCUGGGGCAAGAAGAUGGAUUUUCUCCUGUCUGUCAUUGGCUAUGCUGUAGACCUGGGCAACAUCUGGCGUUUCCCCUACAUAUGCUACCAGAAUGGUGGAGGUGCCUUCCUCCUCCCCUACACCAUCAUGGCCAUCUUUGGGGGAAUCCCACUUUUUUACAUGGAGCUUGCGCUGGGCCAGUAUCACCGAAACGGGUGCAUUUCUAUAUGGAGGAAAAUCUGCCCGAUUUUCAAAGGGAUUGGCUAUGCCAUCUGCAUCAUUGCCUUCUAUAUCGCCUCCUACUACAAUACCAUCAUAGCCUGGGCACUCUACUACCUCAUCUCCUCCUUCACCGACAAGCUGCCCUGGACCAGCUGCAGGAACUCUUGGAACACGGACAAUUGCACCAACUACUUCUCCCAGGACAACAUCACCUGGACACUCCAUUCCACGUCACCUGCUGAGGAGUUUUACUUGCGCCAUGUCCUGCAGAUCCACCAGUCUAAGGGACUCCAGGACCUGGGGACCAUCAGUUGGCAGCUUGCUCUCUGCAUCAUGCUCAUCUUCACCAUUAUCUACUUUAGCAUCUGGAAAGGAGUCAAAACAUCUGGCAAGGUGGUGUGGGUGACAGCCACCUUCCCUUACAUCGUCCUGUCUGUCCUGCUGGUGAGGGGGGCCACCCUUCCUGGAGCCUGGAGAGGGGUUGUCUUCUACUUGAAACCCAACUGGCAGAAACUCUUGGAGACAGGGGUGUGGGUGGAUGCUGCUGCUCAGAUCUUCUUCUCUCUUGGCCCAGGCUUUGGGGUUCUCCUGGCUUUUGCUAGCUACAACAAGUUCAACAACAACUGCUACCAAGACGCCCUGGUGACCAGUGUGGUAAACUGCAUGACGAGCUUCGUUUCUGGCUUUGUCAUCUUCACGGUGCUUGGCUACAUGGCAGAGAUGAGGAAUGAAGACGUGUCCGAGGUGGCCAAAGAUGCAGGCCCCAGCCUCCUCUUCAUCACGUAUGCGGAGGCUAUCGCCAACAUGCCCGCAUCCACGUUCUUUGCCAUCAUCUUCUUCCUCAUGCUAAUCACACUGGGUUUGGACAGCACGUUUGCAGGCCUGGAAGGCGUGAUAACAGCGGUACUGGAUGAGUUUCCACACAUCUGGGCCAAGCGGCGGGAGUGGUUUGUGCUCAUUGUGAUCAUUACUUGCGUCUUGGGAUCCCUGCUCACACUGACUUCUGGAGGGGCAUAUGUGGUGACGCUGCUGGAGGAGUAUGCCACAGGGCCCGCAGUGCUCACGGUGGCACUCAUAGAAGCCGUUGCUGUGUCUUGGUUCUAUGGUAUCACUCAGUUCUGCAGUGACGUGAAGGAAAUGCUUGGCUUCAGCCCGGGUUGGUUCUGGAGGAUUUGCUGGGUAGCCAUCAGCCCUCUGUUUCUCCUGUUCAUCAUUUGCAGUUUUUUGAUGAGCCCACCCCAACUGCGGCUUUUCCAAUACAAUUAUCCUCACUGGAGUAUCAUCUUGGGCUACUGCAUAGGGAUGUCAUCCAUCAUCUGCAUCCCUGCAUACAUCAUUUAUCGGCUGAUCAGCACUCCGGGGACACUUAAGGAGCGCAUUAUUAAAAGUAUCACUCCUGAAACACCAACAGAAAUUCCCUGUGGGGACAUCCGCUUGAAUGCUCUGUAACUCGCUAGGGAGGAACUGGUUUCCCAGCCACGUCUCCCAGCUGUGACAAGCCCACCUCCACCUCUCCCCUCUCAGCCACGCCUGACGAAGCAAGGUCUUUGUGCAUGGAGACACAGUCUUAAAGGACUGUGGUGCCAGCUGCUUGUGGAUUCCAGCCACUCCUUUCCAUGAACUCUCUUGGACAUACUGCCACAUGGAUGUAACAGCUGAACUGGCCUCUGUUGGUACAUGUGAGGGAAUGUGUGUGGGGUGAUGAAGUCAUCAGUUAGCAUUAGGUUUAGAAUUAAGUCUGUGAAAGUCUCCUGUAUAAUUUUUUUGGUAUGAUCAUAUUAUCUCACAUCUGUUUGCUUCUAAAGCCUUCAUUGUCCAUGAAUGCAUAAAUCAUUUAAGAGAAAACAGGGAUGUCUUACUAGCCAUAUAUUUUCUCAGUAGCAUAGGAUUCGAUAGCUGGAAUCUACUAGAACCUUCUAAUCCACAUGCUGCUGUGAAGUCAAGAAAGGAAGAUGUAAAGACGCUAAAGUGAAUAAAUGAUUCGUGUGUGUGAGCUUUUGUGUCUGUACAUUGCUGUGUCUGUGUACUCUUAGACCUGGUAUUAUGGGUCCAUUACAAACUAUGUAAGCGUCCUCUAAUUUUUCUUACAUUAAACAAAUUCUACCUAC